GGUGUGUACGCGGGGGCGGGGCGAGCGUGCGUGCGUCAUCACGCCGUGAUAACAGUGACACCGAUCAGCAGCUCUAUAUCGGAAUUUCAGCGCUUUAGAGAGACAGAAGAGAGAAGUAAGCGCUCUAAAUCUGCAGUUUAAUCACUUCUCUGUUUUCUGCCGUUGGAAUACGAGGAGACUUUACAACAGAGCGGUAAAUAAUGGCGGUUUUGGGAGGCGCGUGCCGGCUCAUGCAGCUGGUCAGACGCAGUCCCUCCGUGAGUUUGUGCACGAGCGCGUUUCUCAGACGACAGUCGACGGCCGCAGCAGCUGCAUUUGCCAGUUCACCCACUCCGGAGACUCAAGAGAACAGAAAACCCAAAACAGGGAUUCUGAUGUUGAACAUGGGCGGCCCGGAGAAACUCGAAGACGUGCAUGAUUUUCUCUUGCGGCUCUUCAUGGACACAGACCUCAUGCAACUUCCUGUGCAAAAUAAACUCGGCCCUUUCAUUGCCAAAAGACGCACACCAAAGAUCCAAGAGCAGUACAGCAAGAUCGGAGGAGGGUCUCCCAUCAAAGCCUGGACCACCAUGCAGGGGGAAGGAAUGGUCAAACUCCUUGACGAAAUGUGUCCAGAGACAGCUCCUCAUAAGUUUUAUAUCGGUUUCCGGUACGUUCAUCCUCUGACUGAGGAAGCCAUCGAGCAGAUGGAGAAGGAUGAAGUCGAGAGAGCCGUGGCCUUUACACAGUACCCACAAUACAGCUGCUCCACCACAGGCAGCAGUCUGAACGCUAUAUACAGAUACUACAGCAACCGCACUGACAGGCCAAAGAUGCGCUGGAGUGUGAUUGACAGGUGGCCGACACACCCUCUACUGGUUGAGUGUUUUGCUGAACACGUUCGUAACGAGCUGGAGAAGUUUCCUCCGGAGAAGAGAGAUGACGUGGUGAUUCUGUUCUCGGCUCACUCGCUGCCGCUCUCUGUGGUGAACAGGGGCGAUCCGUACCCACAGGAGGUUGGCGCUACAGUUCAGAGGGUGAUGGACCGGUUAGGCCACUGUAACCCCUACAGACUCGUCUGGCAGUCAAAGGUGGGGCCGAUGGCGUGGCUGGGGCCGCAGACUGAUGAGGUCAUCAAGGGCCUGUGUCAGCGCGGGAAGAAGAAUCUCCUGCUGGUGCCCAUCGCUUUCACCAGCGACCACAUCGAAACUCUGCACGAACUCGACAUCGAGUACUCACAGAUCCUCGGAGAAGAGUGUGGAGUGGAGAACAUCAGACGAGCAGAAUCUCUGAAUGGAAAUCCACUGUUCUUCAGGGCGUUGGCUGAUCUGGUUCAGUCCCAUCUGAAGUCCAACGAGCCGUGUUCCCGCCAGCUCACCCUCCGCUGUCCGCUGUGCGUCAACCCCACCUGCGGUCAGACCAAGGCCUUUUUCGCCAGCCAGAAACCCUGACCUCUGACCUCUCGGCAGCCGUGUCAUCAUUCCCCUCUCACCGAUUGGAAGGACCGGACCGAGGCGGCGGCUCUAGGUUAGCUUGAACCCGUGCGGGUCGGAGAGGAGGUUGUCGGGGAAGCCGGACCGUGACAAUUGAAGAUAAAUGCACUAAUCCCGGCAUUCAUUCCAGCUGAAACCUCUUCGCCUUUUUGUUUUUCUUACUUGGUCUUUCUGUCCAGUUUUUUUUUUUUUUCCUAGCAUGUGAUCAUGUCUUCCCUUAAACAACUAAAUGCAGUCCGAAAAAAAUGCAAAAACAGUCAGCGUGGAACAAAUUAACCAGUUUUUCAGUGUAAACACAAAACAAAACAUGGUGCUAAAACUGUGUGUGCAUCAGAUCGUCCUCAGAGGAAUAGUUCACAUUCAUUCAUGUGCUUUCAAACCUGCGUGAUUUCAUUUCUUCUGUGGAGAUAUUGAGCUCCAAAAACCAUUAAAGCAUCAUAUGACUGAAUGUAGUUGAAUAUAUUGCACAAGUCAUGUGAAUGACAUCAAGUUUUUGAAAUUAAACAUUUUUUAAAAAGUGUGCAUAUAUGUUUUUUGUUAGGUAUCAUAUUUGAUACUUUUAUGGCUCAUAUAGUCUGAUAUAAUGAGAAAAAAUAGCUCGGUUUCAUUCAGAGCAAAAAUAUGUAAUUUGGUGCAGAUGCUGAUAUUAAAUCCACAGUGCGUCGCAGUUUGUUGCGUAUGGGGCUGAAUAGCCGCAGACCAGUCGGGGUGCUCAUGCUGACCCCUGUCCACCGUACAAUUACUGUAUACUAAAAGGCCCAAUUUUAAAGUACUUUUUCCACAUUAUCUCUUAAUUUUAUAGGAUUAAACGUCUUCACAGAAGAAUGAAAGUCACACGGGUUUGAAAGGUGAUGACAGAAGUUCAUUCCUUUGAUAAACUCCCGCUGCGCAGCGCCUCCCAUCUGAAACCGCAGUGGAAGCGUCUCUGACCUUCGACCCAUGCGGUUGCCCUCUCAUUGCAGGGUCGCUCGUGCCUACGCUUCAUAACGCUACUCUGGCGAUCCGUCGCUCCACUCAGAGCCUUCGAUAUCUCGUGCCUUUAACGAUCCGAAGAGUAAACGCAGUUUCAUGGUUAUUUAUCAGCGUGUGGAUGGUUAGAGUAGAAACCGCUUCUGUUGGUGUGUUUUUAAAAUGCCUUUAGCUUCUUUUGCCAUGGAGUCACAUGAUCUAGAAGUGUUAGCAUGUCUUCCAUUUCCUGUAACAGGUCCCUUGUUGUUUAUGGUCAUUUCCUGUUCUCUCUCUCUCUGUCAUGGUCUGUUCUUUUCAUAGGUGAAUCUCAAGAAAACAUCCACGCCAUUUUUCACCUCAAAAUGUGUAUGUAUGUGUGUGUGUAUAUAUAUACUUAAAAAUUAUAUAUAAUUUGCAUAUAUAAAUAAUAUAAGUGUGUGUGUGUGUGUGUGUGUGUGUGUGUCUGAGGGCUGCAGGAUCCUCCUGGUAAUUGAAAAGUGUAACGCUGCAGCAGCGGCUCUGUGACCUCUAAUUGAGAGGAGCAUUGAUUUCUGCAGGGAGAGAGAGAGAGAGAGAGAGAGAGAGAGAGAGAGAGAGAUGGAGAAACAGGGGGAUGAUGGAGCAGAGAGGAGAAAUGAAGCAGUGAGUGAUUCUGUAGGGAGAGAGACUGAUCAGAUGGACGAUUGGAAAGGACAGAUGUGGUGAAAGACAGACACAGAGAGAGAGAGAAGGCAGUGGGGAACGAGAAAUUACAUUUCUUCUCCAUGGACCUUUCUUACCCCACAAAUCUUUGUUUUUGGUCAUUCUGCACAGAUGUACAGUUGAGUCCAAAAGACUGAGAGAAAUGCUUUUUAAUUUGAUUUAUUUGUUUGCUUGUUUUUUUUGUAAUCAAAAAAAUGUACUUUGAAACCCGUACAUCAAUUGAAAAUGUAUGUAAAUAUAAUGAUAAUAAUUUAUCAUUCUAAUUAUUAUUUGAGAUGAUCAAAGAGCAUCUUGAGCUUCAGUGAAAAUAAUAAAAUGGCCGUCAGUACAGAGUCACAUGAUCAGUAAUUUGUGUGAAUGUAUAUAAUCCAGGUUUAAAUGAGAUGUUUUGGACUCUGCUGUACACUGGAUUUCUGUUUCUCUUCUGUUUCUUCCAUCAUAAGGAUGUUUUUGUGGCCUGUCCUCACUCACGUGUUUCUAACUUUGCCUUAUUACAUUAGCAAAUAUGCAUAUUUUGAGAAGUAAAACGUCAGCACUUUGUCUUCGUUCUCUCUCUAUACUUUAAGAUUUUAGUGGAUAAUGUAGUGGUUAUUAACUUGUUACCAGUGUUUUUUGUUUUUUCAGAAUAAAAAUUAAAUCUGCAUUAAAUUAUUUGUAAGAAGCACCUGCCCCACAUCAACCCUGAUGACUCUCUGAGGCGUGAUUGUUUCCAGCAUAUGUUGGUGUUUAUUAAUUAAGAUUUAGAUGGUAAAAUGCUGUUUAUUUACACUUAGUACAGGUUUAAUCUUUCUUUAAUGAUCAUUUCAUCACACUGGAUAAGGCUACAACACAUAUAUAGACUGAUUUUGAUCAUAACUUCCACCAGAUUUUACUCUGGAUUCAGCUGCAGAAACGCACAACAUAUGUCUCGCUGCUGUUUGAUGUCUGAUCGCUUCAUUUCGUCCAAAAAAAAAUCAGAAGUAAAAAAAUAAAGAAAAUUACAUUUUACUACUUUAUUAGGUUUAGGUUCAUUAAAAUAUUUAGGAUUGUGAUGUUAUUGUCAUGACAGUAAAGCACAAUUCCCCCAAAUUCGUAAACACCUGAUUUAUUAUUCAGAUUGUCAGGAUGCAUCAUAUUAGUAUUUGUUGCACUCAAAAUGUGUUUGAUUAUCAUGAAAGCAAUGUCACAAUGCAAAAUAUGCUUCAUUUCUUAAUUUUGGGGUGAGAUGUAACCCAGACAUGUUCUUUGUGAAAUUCUGAAAUUGCUUGUUUUCAUGUUCAUCUUCCUUACGAAUCGCUCUGGUCUAAUUUUACACUGAAAAUACUGAAUCUGUAGAAUCUUUAUUAUUUAAUAACGGAGUGAAAUCAGGAAAACACUUCAUCAUCUGCUCUAUUCGGAGAGAAAACACAGAUAUAAAUGCUUCCAAACAAGACUUACCCAGAAGCCUCUGUCUCAGCGUCGAAGUUCAUUUUAACAGGUUUUCUCUGCACCGUUCAUGUAGUUGUUGUGUAAUAAUUGUAUCAUCAUAUUCAAGAGUUGGCGGUCUUUCUGAUUUAUGUGAUCUGUAGUUUUAUUAAACAUGUAGUUACACUGAAAGCAGAGCUGAAUGAAUCGUGUACAUAUCUCAGAGGGUCAGAGAUGUGAAUCUGUUUAUUGGAAAUAAAUUUAUUUGUUGCAAAUUCA
Messenger RNA from Ctenopharyngodon idella (grass carp), 4784 nucleotides. RefSeq names its product ferrochelatase (gene fech). Gene Ontology annotation, molecular function: protoporphyrin ferrochelatase activity. Gene Ontology annotation, biological process: heme biosynthetic process. The record is from RefSeq and is a predicted model, not a curated record. The transcript has 11 exons. NCBI's taxonomy places the organism in Eukaryota, Metazoa, Chordata, Actinopteri, Cypriniformes, Xenocyprididae. The coding region runs from base 201 to 1430 and encodes 409 amino acids.